AACUAAUCCGAUUCAAAUCACGGGUCCUAGAUUGUUUAUUUUCUUAUUUGUGAAACGGCCGCUGCCUACUCCGCAAGACUUAUCAAAAGGCCCAGACGACUUUGCGGAAACGAAAGUGAUUAUUAGAAUAUUGGAAUUCGCUCUUUUAUCAUUUGUUAAAAAAUUUCACGGGUCUCAAACAUCGAAUGCCUGAAUGCGUUAAUGCGAAUUUGAAUUUCGCAGUGUCCCAAACGACUCAUUUACUCUGAUUCUCAGCCUUUGUUCUGCGAAAAAUCGAUUCCAGUUAUCCUGUGCCAGUGUGCUGUCAUAUUCCCGAGCUUUCGCUUUCGUAUUGUAGUGAAAGCAAGCUAGAGCGACUUGCCUUUCGGUCCAGGUGUAAUGAGUUCAGAGUAGAGGACGUUGUUUUCGCCAGGGUUCUCGCAUGAGCCAAGAUGAUUGUUACGUCCGCUUCUGGCUUGGAUAGCACUCCGACGUUAGGCACCGUCGAGGUGACCACGCUGCUGGGCGCCUUUUUCGGCGUCCUCGUGCUGCUGCUCCUGCUGUUCCUGUACAUCAGUCGCAAGUGCUGUUUCCAUUACCGCCAUGCCAUCAACUGCUGCGACGAGCGCCACCUGGCGGCGAAGUGCGUGCAGAAGAUCACACGGAAACGGCGCUACGAGAACACCAGUUCCGACUCUGAGGAGGAUAUCCUGCGGCGCCUGCGGUGGCACCAGCAGCACCAGAUGGGCGAAAAGCCGGGCGGCUACGGACUGGGGAUCAGUCAAGCGAAUCCGCUGACAGCACAGAGCUUCAACUACCACCAGACCGGAGCUGACCUGCAGCGGGUGACGGUGACGCGUGACCCCUUGGCUACCGCCGAACGGGGCAAGGUCGGGAUACCGUCUUCGCACAGCGAGUGCAGCUCGAACGACUCCAUGGAGGCCUCCGUGGACAGUCAUACUGGCAUCCUUAUGGCCGUGAGCAAAGUCACAACCCCUCACCCGGCAACAUCUUUCCGUAAUCCGUGUGCAGAACACCGAGCCAAGACGCAGGCUCUUAGGUACCAACACAGGGCCGAGAUGGCUGCUCCACUCAAAGUAGAAAAGGAGCGGGACAAUGUGGUGGUGGUUCCGAUCGGCAGUACCUACAGCACCAGCAACAACAACUCAAGUACUACCACUAACAAUAAUACCAGCAACAACAAUAACGAUGACGAACCCCUGUUUGACACCAGCGAUCUUCGCUCGAUUAAAUCGGAUGACCUACUGGUAGGGGUUGACCCCAAGGGCACAGCUGUUCAGCGCGGACCCAUCGAGUUAGAAUUGUCAUUGCUGUACGACGCCCCCAUGCGGAAGAUGACUGUGCACGUGAUGCAAGCCAGAAGCAUUCCGCCUUUGGGCAGUGGUCAGCCCACCCACACGCAGGUGCGGAUGCUGAUGCUUCCCAGCAAGAAGCAGAAACUCAAGACCAAGAUCCGCAGCGGCGAGAACCCUCAGUACAUGGAGAGCUUCCUGCUGCACCGUGUUAACCCGGAGGAAGUGAACAACAUGGGCCUUCGGGUGCGGCUUUACGGUUGCGAGCGGCUACGCAAGGAGCGCCUGAUUGGGGAGGCGUACGUUAGCUUCGCGACUGUGGAUCUGGAGCUGGAGACGAACCUGUGGCUGCCACUUGAGCCCCGUAACACCUCCUCGGGUCUGGGUUCCACCAGCGACCUCAUGAGCUUGGCGCGGUCGGAAAGCGCAGGCUCCACUUCGUCCAUGCAACACGGGGGCGUCUCCGAGUUGCUGCUGGGGCUAAGCUACAACGGGGUCACCGGAAGGCUGAGCGUAGAAAUCAUCAAGGGCAGCCAGUUCCGCAGCUUGUCGCUUAACAAGGCACCAGACACCUACGUAAAGAUGGUAAUGGUUAGCAGCAUAGGCCAGGAGAUAUCUCGGGCUAAAACUUCAACACGUAGAGGCCAGCCCAACCCGCUCUUUAAGGAGACAUUCGCCUUCCAGGUGGCCCUGUUCCAGCUCAACGACGUCACUCUGAUGAUCUCCGUGUACGCCAAGCGGCACAUGAAGAAGAACGAGAUGGUCGGCUGGUUCAGCCUCGGCCUGAACUCGUCCGGAUCGGAGGAAGUGGCCCACUGGGCUGAUGUGUGCGAGAUGCCCAAGGGCGAGAUGCUGGCCCGCUGGCACGUUCUGGUGGACUCCUGAUUCGAGCAGCUGGGCCAGCCCUCUGGACGCAGCGGAAAGACCCUCCGGAAGCUGGGCCUGACUGCGUUUAAGGACCGGUCCCGCGAGAAAGAUUUGAGAAAGUCGUGCCUGGAGGACGAUGGUGCUCAAUUCCCUGCAGACAAUGCGGUUGCAGUCGAUAUUGAGCCGGGCCUGGAACUGGACUUUGUUUGAAGCAAAGGUCGGUGUUUGUGAUUUGUUUUUACGAGGGUCGAUUCACUAACGAUGGCUGGUGUUGUCGAGUGUUUAACCCUGGAUGAGACCGACCAAAUGGUUUGGAUCAUCUGAUCAAUCUAGCCUACACUGGGCCAUAAGUAUUUGUAGUUUGGAAUCAAUUUGGCACACAUUUUGUUCAUAAAAUGUGAGAAAUAUGAAAAACUAGAACGGAAUAACAGAAUUUUGAAAUUUUAUACGCAAUGGUAUGUGGCACGUUAAGUGCAAGUACAAUGCCAGUACAUAAAUUACUACUCAAAAUUUGAAUUUUAUGAUUGUUUGUGAUAAAGAAUACUAUUUGAAUAACCUGAGGUGCGAAAAGAGUACGCAUAUGUACGUUUGUGCGUCAUUUACAGAUAAGUGACGAAUUUUUGUAAUUAACCUUUCUGCAUCUUAUACUUAAAUAUUAAGCCCGGCAUAGGCUGCCCAAAGUCUGUUAAGACUAGCACUUUUUUAAUACAGAAAAUAUGAAAACCGAAAAUACAUACAUACAUAGGAACAAUUGUAGUUAAUACUUACAUAAAUACCUAAAUACAUCAUACCUGCAAACUUACACACAUAAAUUAAAACAACUAACUCUUGCUAUUUUGAUCAAGAGCCAUGCUCAUGUUCCAGUUUUGAUAUCCAGAGAAAGACGAA
Molecule: messenger RNA, 3047 nt
Organism: Drosophila suzukii
Lineage: Eukaryota; Metazoa; Arthropoda; Insecta; Diptera; Drosophilidae
Gene: Syt14
Product: Synaptotagmin 14
Molecular function (GO): phospholipid binding
Source: RefSeq, a predicted model, not a curated record